This is a messenger RNA of Callithrix jacchus (white-tufted-ear marmoset), 1623 nucleotides long. It is a transcript of the gene KRT27, whose product is annotated as keratin 27. Lineage: Eukaryota; Metazoa; Chordata; Mammalia; Primates; Cebidae. Gene Ontology annotation, cellular component: cytoskeleton. Gene Ontology annotation, molecular function: structural molecule activity. The record is from RefSeq and is a predicted model, not a curated record. Gene Ontology annotation, biological process: hair follicle morphogenesis; intermediate filament organization; epithelial cell differentiation.
AGGAGGUUCACCAUCAGAGCAUCACCGCAGAAACAAACACUCUAGCCUGGGCACUAUGUCUGUGCGCUUUUCUUCCACAUCCAGAAGGCUUGGCUCUUGUGGAGGCACUGGCUCUGUGAGGCUCUCUAGUGGGGGAGCAGGCUUUGGGGCCGGAAACACGUGCACUGUGCCAGCCAUUGGAAGUGGCUUCUCUUGCGCUUUUGGGGGCAGCUCAUCUGUAGGAGGCUAUGGUGGAGGUCUGGGUGCGGGAGGUGUUUCCUGUGCUGCCUUCACAGGGAAUGAGCAUGGCCUUCUCUCUGGCAAUGAGAAGGUGACCAUGCAGAACCUCAACGACCGCUUGGCCUCCUACCUGGAGAAUGUUCGAGCCCUAGAGGAGGCCAACGCUAACUUGGAGCAGAAGAUCAAGGGGUGGUACGAGAAAUUUGGACCCGGUUCUUGCCGCGGCCUUGAUCAUGAUUACAGCAGAUACUUCCCAAUUAUUGACGACCUUAAGAACCAGAUAAUUUCUGCAACUACAAGUAAUGCCCAUGUUGUCCUGCAAAAUGACAAUGCAAGACUCACAGCUGAUGACUUCAGACUCAAGUUUGAAAAUGAGCUGGCGCUUCAUCAGAGCGUUGAGGCGGAUAUCAACGGUUUGCGCAGAGUCCUGGAUGAGCUGACCUUGUGCAGAACGGACCUGGAGAUCCAGCUGGAAACUCUCAGUGAGGAGCUUGCUUACCUCAAGAAGAAUCAUGAGGAGGAAAUGAAAGCUCUGCAGUGCGCAGCUGGAGGCAACGUGAACGUGGAGAUGAACGCGGCCCCCGGGGUGGACCUCACUGUUCUGCUGAACAACAUGCGAGCCGAGUACGAGGCCCUUGCAGAGCAGAACCGCAGGGACGCGGAGGCCUGGUUCAACGAGAAGAGCGCCUCGCUGCAGCAGCAGAUCUCUGACGACGCUGGUGCCACCACCUCAGCCCGGAAUGAGCUUACCGAAAUGAAACGCACCCUUCAAACCCUGGAGAUUGAACUUCAGUCCCUCUUAGCAACAAAACACUCCCUGGAGUGCUCCUUGACAGAGACGGAGAGUAACUACUGCGCGCAGCUAGCGCAGAUCCAGGCUCAGAUCGUGGCCUUGGAGGAGCAGCUGCACCAGGUCAGAACUGAGACCGAGGGCCAGAAGCUGGAGUAUGAGCAGCUCCUCGAUGUGAAGAUCUACCUGGAAAAAGAAAUCGAGACCUACUGCCUCCUGAUAGAUGGAGAAGAUGGUUCCUGUUCUAAAUCAAAAGGUUACAGAGGCCAAGGAAAUCAGACAAAAGAUUCAUCUAAAACCACCAUUGUCAAAACAGUUGUGGAAGAAAUAGAUCCUCGUGGCAAAGUUCUCUCAUCCAGAGUUCACACCGUGGAAGAGAAAUCCACCAAAGUCAACAAGAAUGAACAGAGGGUGCCUUCCUGAACUCCAGCCUCUGAGAAAGAAUGCCCCCCAAAUUAAAAUACCAAAAUGAAACUAGUUUCCUAAAGAAGAUCUCCCUUAUUUUUCUGCUUUUCUUCCAAUAAAUUAGGACAAGUUAUUUUUAGAAUAGUACCAUUUCUUGGGCUUUUUCUCUAUGGUGGUGUUUCAAUAAAGGUUCUUCCUGUUGCAAGUCA